Molecule: messenger RNA, 492 nt
Organism: Marasmius oreades (fairy-ring Marasmius)
Lineage: Eukaryota; Fungi; Basidiomycota; Agaricomycetes; Agaricales; Marasmiaceae
Exons: 3
Coding region: 1-492 (163 amino acids)
Molecular function (GO): serine-type endopeptidase inhibitor activity
Source: RefSeq, a predicted model, not a curated record
AUGUCUCUCCAUUCUGGAUAUCACUUCAUCUAUGAUAUUCGCGGCAAACCCAUUGCCCUUCCCGUGGAAACCAGUUCGAAUCCCAGAGCUGUUCUCAGGCAUAUCAAGGAUGUUCCGCCAAUCUUUGCAGUGUGGAACAUUGAGCAAGGAUCCGAACCAGACACAUACAUUUUAUUCAACAGGGGCAGCUACACCUCUCCGACCGAUGGGUUGGUUUGUGCUGUCUUGACUGAAGGAAAACCCCCAGCUGAAGAAUGGGUUAUUGAGCCUGCCCCCGGGUACCCACCUGACAGUAACAAAUACAUGUACGUGGAUCAUGUUAUUUUCGAGCCUGAAUUGAGCGUUAAACGUCAAACCCUCAUCAGUAUCUUGACCAAUAACAGGGAAUCGGCAUGGAUGGUUGCCGAAGGGAAAAAAGAAGCUCAGGUUGAAUCCCGUUCUUCGUGUCUCGCCUCUGUGUUCCAGAUCCUUUGUACUCCUCUGCCAGGCUGA